AUGUCUAUUUAUGAUUUAUUUAGUGGGUGUUUGAUUUCAACAGUUAUGAUACCAAGUGACUUUACAUUUGGAGAAAACUCCACAGUCACCUUGCUUGGAAAUGGUUGCUUGAAUUUAACUAUUGAACAAUCAUUUACACUGUAUUUAUAUGGUAAAUCUCUUAUUUAUGAGCUGAAGUGUCCCCCAUUGACUGAAAUAAUCAAGGCUAGCUCAUUAACAUCUAAUUCUAGUCAUAGCUAUAAUCACUUGCUGAAAGAAUUCAAAUUAUUUCAUAUUUACUGUAAAAAUAUAACCGAAGAUAUGCACAACAGCCCUAAUAAGGUUACUGCAAAUGUCAAGCAGUCUAUUUCCCAUCAUUUAGAAAAUCCAUCUCUAGUUUGGACUUCUUGCACCACACUCCUUGAACAAUCUAAUAACUUAAAUGAUUCCGACCAAUUUAUUGAUAACUAUCCACCAAUUAAUACCUCUUUUUGGAAAAAUAGAGUUGAUAAUCAGCAAAACUCAAGUAAUACUCAUAACUCAUCUUCCUCUAAUCAAUCAUUCAGUAGAUUGACUCCAUUGAAUAUGAGUUUAGUUCCUCCUCUUUAUCAAUCUUCAUCUAUUUGUAAAGAUCAAAUUUCAAAUUUGGAUAUUUUAAAAGAUUUUUCUAAAUCACCAACACAAUUAGAAGAUGAAAUUGAUUUUGAUAAUCUGACAGAUAUCGAGCUGUAUGAUCUGAUUGAGACCAAUCCAUCCAAACUUUUAUUACAUUUGUUCAAAAUUUGUGACUUGAAUGAAUUGAAAGCUAUACUUGAUAAAGGUACUACCAAUGUAGAUGCACCUAAUAUUUAUGGAUUACAAUUGCCCUCUAUGGAAAGUAUGAAACCAAUUACAACUUUGAUGAAUUUCUAUGAACAAAAUUAUGAAGAGAAUAUCAAUCCACUUGAUCUUUAUAGAGUUGAGGAGAAUAGAAAUGAAGACUAUGUAGUUUACCAAAAUAAGGUGUUUAACGCUUUGGAGCCAAAGAGAAAUGCCAACCACACACGAAAGGGACUAUUGUACAUUGAAAUAUUGAUCAAGACAUUAUUCUUCCAUUGUGAUUGCCCUCAAAUAAUUUUAAUUCUAAUCAUAAUGAUGGAGGAUUACAAAUUAAAAGAAUUGAAUAUUAGAAGGGAGCAAUUGAAACAAGAAAUCGAGAACAUCUCAAAGAAAAAAUCACCUAAUACUGCAUCCUCAUCAAAUUUGACAACUACAACCAAAAACUAUCAAAUGGAACAAUUCAAUUUACAAAAUCUUCAAACGGAAUAUCAAGAGAUUAAUACAAAGCUGAAAAAUAGUCUAAAACAAAAGUACAGUAAGGAAAUUCAGAACAUUAUUGACUUCUCUCAAGAAGUAAUGACACCACUCUCAGAAAUGCAAUUAAAAACACUUGCUCAACUCUAUUUGUGGCAAGGUGAAAAAUUGCAUGCCCUUAGACUCUACAUUGCACACAAUAUAGAGGAACAAAUCAUCAAAUUAAUAUCCUCCUACUAUCUCAAUCAACAAGGCAGUUUCCCAAUUGAGGAGCAAUAUCAACUGUUGAAUUUGCUCUUUGAGUACUGUCUCUCUGUGAAAUGUUCUCCAACAGCAAAGGAAACACUCCUAUCAUAUGCUUGGCAAUUGAUGCCACUCUCAUACAGUGUUUUUGAUUUCUUUUCCAAAUACAGAUCCGAGAGAAUAUUAUCGGAUAGUAAUGGCAAAGUUUUUACCUCAGAUGACGAAACAGUUGGUCAAUAUCUACAAGGAUUACAAUCUUUCACCAACAUGAAAUUAAAGCUUGCCACACAAAUGAAAUAAAACAUUGAGGUGAUGAUGAAUUAACUAAGACAAUCUUUAUCAUCACCUUGUUCAAUUUUUUU
Messenger RNA from Naegleria gruberi, 1877 nucleotides. RefSeq lists its product as uncharacterized. The coding region runs from base 1 to 1815 and encodes 604 amino acids. The record is from RefSeq and is a predicted model, not a curated record. The transcript has a single exon. Lineage: Eukaryota; Heterolobosea; Eutetramitea; Acrasida; Naegleriidae.